Aegilops tauschii subsp. strangulata is the source of this 2615-nucleotide messenger RNA. Its product is annotated as type IV inositol polyphosphate 5-phosphatase 3. Gene Ontology annotation, molecular function: phosphatidylinositol-3,4,5-trisphosphate 5-phosphatase activity; phosphatidylinositol-4,5-bisphosphate 5-phosphatase activity; inositol-polyphosphate 5-phosphatase activity. The record is from RefSeq and is a predicted model, not a curated record. Lineage: Eukaryota; Viridiplantae; Streptophyta; Magnoliopsida; Poales; Poaceae. Gene Ontology annotation, biological process: phosphatidylinositol dephosphorylation.
CAAAGCCAGGCGCAUAAAUCCGACCCGCCAUUCGCUCGCUCGCUAGCUAGCAUCAGUCUGUCCCCUGUUACUCAAGAGGAAAGGCGAGGGAACGCGCAGCGCAGCACAAGAGGUUUCCACUGACUAGUAGUACGGCCGUGGUUCUACCUAGCUAGUUGUUCCGCUGUUGCGUGGCGUCGCGUUCUUAAGGAAGGCAAGGCCAAAGCAAGGGACCGCCGGGGCGCGCGCGAAUGGCGGCCAGGCACUCGUACCCGCCCACGCGGGCCACGCGGAGCGCGCCGGCGCCUCGGCCGCCAUUGUCCCGCCUCGGGGAGUCGGAGGCGGCGGCGGCGGCGGCCCAUCCCGGCGCCGACCCGGAGGCGCGACGCAAGGCCAAGAAGCAGAACCAGCUGUGGCCCAAGACGGUGCUGCGCAAGUGGCUCAACAUCCGGUCGCCGGACUCCGACUACAGCGCCGACGAGGGCGACACCGCCGACGAGGCCGACAGCGACUCCGAGUACGAAGAGAUGUGCGCAUGGGAACGCCAGCGAUAUGAUCGGGACCGGAGAAUGCGCGGAUUGGGUGCCCAGACUACUGAUAGCCAAAUGGAGGGUGUUCCAUACGGUCUUCAUAGAAGGCGCAAGUCAGAGACUCUUCGUGCUCAGUAUAUCGAUGUCAAGGAACUGAGGGUCUGCGUAGGAACAUGGAAUGUUGCAGGCAAACUUCCACCUCAAGAUUUGGAUAUUCAAGAAUGGUUGGAUAUGAAGGAGCCGGCUGACAUAUAUGUUAUUGGAUUUCAAGAAGUUGUUCCGUUAAAUGCCGGGAAUAUAUUUGGCGCGGAAGACAGCCGUCCUGCUUCCAUGUGGGAACAUAUCAUUCGUGAAACACUGAACAAGAUUAGUCCAGAUAAACCAAAAUAUAAAAGUCACAGUGAUCCUCCAUCUCCAUCAAGGUUCAAGCCAUCUGAUGACGCUCUUGCAAUGGAAGACGAACUUAAUAGCGAGUCUGACAGCGAAAGUGGUGGGGAAGUGCACCCAUGGAACGAACAAGAUUUAGUUGUUGUUGAUGAUGAUGAUAGUCAUAGCAACAGACUUGAACACUCCACUUCUGCUCCUGACGAAUCUAUUAUACAGGCUGAUAACUUCAGCAGGUUGCCUUCAAUGAAGACUUUCAAUAGAUCCCAUAACAUAGUAAGUUUUAAAGAUUACACCUCUCUUUUGGAAGAGCCGAUCAACCAAAAGAUGUUAACCAAAACACUCAGUCACUCGGAAAGGCUUGGAAUGAUUUGGCCAGAACAACCAUUGGAUAUGUUGGCUCAGUGUCUUCCAGACAGCACACCACCAUUUGCUUCCGGGAAGGCACUAAAAACAUAUUUGUCUUUCAAAUCAGUUAAUGAAGAUUCAUGUGCUUUUCCAGAGGAUAGUGCACUUCAUGGUUUAAACAUUGAAAGUGUGGUAGCUAAAGGAAAAAGACCAUACUUUGUAAGGAUAAUAAGCAAGCAGAUGGUCGGAGUAUUUCUCACAAUAUGGGUACGAAGGAGCCUGCGAAAGCGCAUUCAGAACGUGAAAGUAUCAACUGUAGGUGUAGGUGCUAUGGGAUACAUUGGUAAUAAGGGAUCAAUAGCAGUAAGUAUGUCGAUAUAUCAGACACACUUUUGCUUUCUUUGUUGUCACCUGACCUCUGGAGAAAAGGAUGGAGAUGAACAAAAAAGGAAUGCAGAUGUGCAAGAGAUCCAUCGAAGGACAGUAUUUAAUUCCAGAGUGAGCACGCCUAAGACAAUAUAUGACCACGAAAGGAUAUUCUGGCUAGGGGAUCUCAAUUAUAGGAUCAACUUAUCAUACGAAAAAACACAUGAAUUUAUCUCCAACCACGACUGGAAUGGGUUGUUUGAGAAAGACCAGCUAAGAGUAGAACUGAGGAAAGGACGUUUAUUUGAUGGGUGGAGCGAAGGAGUUAUCAGCUUUCCUCCAACAUACAAGUACCGGUUUAACUCGAAGAAGUACACAAGUGAUGAGCCAAAAUCUGGAAGAAGGACGCCUUCAUGGUGCGACCGAAUUCUUUCGUAUGGCAAGGCAAUGAGGCUAUUGUCGUACGAGACGGUUGAUAUGAGGCUAUCCGAUCACCGCCCCGUUAAAGCCGUGUACACGGUUGAUAUAGAGGUUUUCAGCCCCAAAAAGUUGCAGAGAGCUCUCACCUUCACCGACGCGGAGGUCGAGGACCGGCUGUCCUCUGAGGACGAGCGCAUCGCUGGAAUCUACAGCCUUGGGCUGUCGUAAGUCCAGGGUUAAUAUUUGGGCCAUUUUCUGUAGUGAGGUUGAGCCAAGUCACACCGACAGUGCCGCUUAACCCUGUCCAGCCAUGUCCUCUUGGCUAUCUGCUGAGACCAGCAGCAGAUCAGCUGUGGUUGCUUGGUCACGUAGUACGUCGCUUCCAUGCUCUGACCAUAUUUUGAAACCAGGGCAUGCUAUGUAUGCAUCUCGUUGUUUGUUUCCCGCCGUUUGCCUGUUGUGUGCAGCUUCCUGAAAUGAUAAUGCCAUCUGUAAUGAUCUGAUCUACUCCAGUUGUAAUUAUUAAGAGUUGAACACUGUAAAUUUUGAGGCAGGCCGGUUGUGCAGUUCAAGUUCCAAGUUCUCCUA